GGCCGAGCGGCGCGGGCCAAUCAGCGGCGGCGGCUCGCGGCCCCCGAACGUUGGGACACCCGGCCCCGCCCCGCACUGUUGUUUGUGGUGUCGGCCGGCCGCGCGAGCCGGACCACAACACUCGCCCGGCGGGCGGCGGGGCGGGCGAGGGUCCGGAGGCCGCGGGCGGCGGCGAGCGCGAGCCGAGGGCGGCCGGCCUCCCGCGGCCGCCGAUCCCGGGAGGGGGCGCCGGCCGGAGCCAUGUCGGUGAACAUGGAUGAGUUGCGGCACCAGGUCAUGAUCAACCAGUUCGUGCUGGCCGCAGGCUGCGCGGCCGACCAGGCGAAGCAGCUGCUGCAGGCGGCCCACUGGCAGUUCGAGACCGCCCUGAGCACGUUUUUCCAAGAAACCAACAUUCCCAACAGCCACCACCACCACCAGAUGCAGAUGUGCACCCCGAGCAACACACCUGCCACGCCGCCCAACUUCCCCGACGCGCUGGCCAUGUUCUCCAAGCUUCGCGCCUCCGAGGGCCUGCAGAACAACAACGGCCCCAUGACUGCGGUGGCCUGCUCCCCCCCCGCAAGUUUCAGCCCCUUCUGGGCCUCGUCCCCGCCCAGCCACCAGGCCGCCUGGAUCCCACCCUCCUCCCCCACGGCCCACAGCUUCCACCAUCUCCACCACCCGCAGCCCACGUGGCCGCCUGGAGCACAGCAGGGGGGCACCCAGCAGAAAGCCGUGGCUGCGAUGGAUGGCCAGAGAUGAGACUGGGUGCCGCCGGGCGCUGGGCUGGAGCUGGGGGGCAGUCCAGGGUCGUGGGGACACAGGAGGGCCGGGGCGGGGUGGGGGGA
This is a messenger RNA of Delphinapterus leucas (beluga whale), 830 nucleotides long. RefSeq names its product UBA like domain containing 2 (gene UBALD2). Gene Ontology annotation, molecular function: protein binding. The record is from RefSeq and is a predicted model, not a curated record. NCBI's taxonomy places the organism in Eukaryota, Metazoa, Chordata, Mammalia, Artiodactyla, Monodontidae.